Molecule: messenger RNA, 2501 nt
Organism: Acanthaster planci (crown-of-thorns starfish)
Lineage: Eukaryota; Metazoa; Echinodermata; Asteroidea; Valvatida; Acanthasteridae
Gene: foxred1
Product: FAD dependent oxidoreductase domain containing 1
Biological process (GO): mitochondrial respiratory chain complex I assembly
Cellular component (GO): cytoplasm
Source: RefSeq, a predicted model, not a curated record
AUCGUCGAUAUCGUGGAACUGGAAGGCCAAAACAAAAUUAAUUCAUGUGUUCCUUCCUCCAUGAUUAAUUUGACCGUGUAAAUCUCCCGUAAAGUGACGGUUUUGCAUGAUGGCAUUCCCCAGCUUCACCGUAGUCUUCGCCAGGCAGCUACGGGCCCUGGCCACAGCACCCAGAAUGGUCCGUCACCGGAGCAGCGGCAGCAGCAGUGGCAGUAGAUUCACCGAGCGAGCCAAGAAGGACCUCCGGAAUGCCUUCGCCAUGCCCGAGAAGGAAGGGCUUGACGAACACAACCGGCCGCCCCACGAGACGGACGUACUCAUCAUCGGAGGUGGGGUCAUGGGGUCCAGUAUUGCAUACCACCUCAAGAGGGAUUCGGAGGUUGGGCUCAAUGUCCUUGUCGUGGAGCGAGACAACAUGUACACAAGAGCAUCGACAACUCUCUCUGUGGGUGGCAUCCGUCAACAGUUCUCUAUUCCAGCCAAUGUUGAGAUGUCGAUGUACAGUGCCGAGUUCCUUAAGACUGUCAAGGAGCACCUUUGUGUAGACGACGCAGACCCACCUGACAUCCAGUUCAACCAUGGCAGCUACUUGAUUCUUUCCUCAGAGAAUGGCGUGGAACAGAUGAUUGAGAAUCACAAAAUACAAAAGGAGUGUGGAGCAAUGGUGAGCCUCCUGACUGCUCCACAACUGAAAAGCAAAUUUCCCUGGUUGAACACCGACGACCUAGCUCUUGGAUCGUAUGGAUAUGAUAACGAGGGCUGGUUCGAUCCCUGGUCCCUCCUCAAGGCCUUCAAGGAGAAAGCUCUGUCCCUGGGAGCGCAGUAUGUCCAUGGGGAGGUGACAGGGUUCGACAUAUCCCAGGUACCCCCUGCACAGGCUCCAAUGGCCCUAUGCACAGGGAGCGGACGAAGAAUCCGAACUGUCAAGGUGAAGCUGCCCAAUAGUCCCGAGACAAUCCCGGUCAAGUGCUCCAUGGUGGUGCUAGCAGCGGGGGCGUGGUCGGGGGAGGUGGCCCAGCUUCUGGACAUCGGCCGAGGCUCGGAGGAGGACCUCCUGGACAAGCCUGUCCCCGUCUGCCCCCGGAAGCGCUACGUGUUCGUGGUGCAUGCCCCGGAUGGUCCUCUCCUAGAUUGCCCGCUGCUCGUUGACAACACAGGCUGUUACAUGCGACGGGAGGGCUUCGGUGGGAACUACUUGUGCGGUCGAUGUCCGGCAACCGAAGAGGAGGAGCCAUGUUGUGACAAUCUGCAAGUAGAUUACGACUUUUUUGAGCAGUGCAUUUGGCCGCAUCUUGCAAACCGGGUUCCUGCCAUGGAAAAUUUGAAGAUCAAAAGUGCCUGGGCCGGAUUCUACGACUACAACACCUUGGACCAGAAUGCAAUCAUCGGCAUCCACCCGGCCUACCCAAACUUGUACCUGGCCACUGGCUUCAGCGGCCACGGAAUCCAGCAGUCGCCAGCGGUGGGGCUGGCCAUCAGCGACCUCAUCCUGCACGGUAAGUUCUGCACGCUGGACCUAUCAGCAUUCAGCUUCGACCGCAUCAUGUGCGACCAGCCGUGCAGGGAGAAGAACAUUUUUUAAGGUCACACAUGAAAUCCAAGACAGCGUUUUGGUCCAGGAGGAGGUUCACAACGAGAACACAGCUUGCUCCACUAAAACUCCCUCUAAGCUUAAUUUGUUGUCGAAACAGGAUUUUGAUUCUCAGAUGCGGGUUAGAAAAUGGCAGGGUUAAAAUACAGUUUAGGAAUGACAUACUUUAACAUACAUUGGGAAAAGUUCCAUAGAACAUCAGAAUCUGAAAUUGUUUUAAAAGCAGCAUUUCUGUAUGGUAUUAACAUGACCACGCAGAGAAAUUUUUGAAAUAGAUUCUUUCUUUUGAUACAUUAAAAUGUAUUUUUGAGUGUUCAUGUACAUGUAUUCCAAACAUUAAUUCAUUUUACAAUUCUUGUAAAAUAUAAUGUACAAUUAUCUUCUGAAACUUUGUCGUUCAGAGUCCUUUAUCAGUCAUCGUUGACUUUUCUGCAGUGUGGAAAAGUCAUUCUCUUUGUACUGAUUUUGGGCAUUUCUGCCAACUUGACCUUAAAAACCUUCUAUUUUGGGUUUAUUUAUUUAUUUUUUCUUCUAUUUCCAUCCCAAAUCCCAUAGUCUAUGUAGAUUGUUUUUUCCUAAUGUCACUUUGGAGACUUCUUAAGCUUAGAUCUUGAUGAAACUUGGCUUAAGCAGUCUUUAAAAAGGAAGUCUGAUGUCAUGAUGGUGUUAUCAACUGAAUGUGUAAAACUUCUCUAUUUUAGUAUGAAACCCAGACACUUUGUCUUAUGACACACAUAUAUGUGUACAUAACAAGUAUAGUGGAACCCUGUUAAAAUAAGGUCCUUGAAACUCAACAAAUCACCAUAUUAUAACAAAUACCUUGUAUUAUCAGUAAUGAAAAACAUAGAAAAGCAAAGACUUGGGUCCCACAUUUUCCUGGUUAUAAACAUGACAUUGUCUAGUGGCAAAA